This is a messenger RNA of Oryzias melastigma (Indian medaka), 3844 nucleotides long. RefSeq names its product UDP-N-acetyl-alpha-D-galactosamine: polypeptide N-acetylgalactosaminyltransferase 7 (gene galnt7). The coding region runs from base 844 to 2775 and encodes 643 amino acids. Lineage: Eukaryota; Metazoa; Chordata; Actinopteri; Beloniformes; Adrianichthyidae. The record is from RefSeq and is a predicted model, not a curated record. The transcript is spliced from 15 exons. Gene Ontology annotation, cellular component: Golgi apparatus.
GACUCUUCCCUGCGCAAAUUUGCGCAGGCUCAGGAAUUCUAGUGUUAAGGCCGUGAAAAACAUCAAGGAAGGGACGUAAAUGUAGUUUCAAGUCGCAGCUCAACAUUACGCAUGCGCGCAAUAUUAACUCUAAAUUUUAGGUGAAAUUUGAACUUAUUAUAUUUGGCCUACAAAAAAAGAAGACUCCAUUCAAUGUAAAAUUAACAAUGAAUCUGUUAAUUAUGUUUGGUAAGUUUCAUAUUCACAAAUCAAAUUUUUCUUUAUCUCAACUUUCUCCCCAUGUGCUAGUAAAAGAAUUAUAAUCUUAUUUACUUACCAUAUCUAAAAGUAUAAACAGAAAAGCCAUAGGUAUUUAUGAAAGUUGUCUGUCUUUAAAUAUAUUUAACUUGUCUUAAAUGAUUGUUCUGUAAUGUAUGCUUUGUAAUGUUUACUUUUUACUUUGCUUAAUGUUUGUGUUGCAAUGUAUAUACCAUACUCUAGCACUCUCAAUGUUCUAGUUGUUCUACAUUUUUGUUCUGUAUGUUUUGGACAAUAAAAAAAAAAAAAAAAAGCAUUACGCAUGCGCAGUAGCAGCAGAAAGGGUAACAGGAAAUGAGAACGUGUCUCCUGGUUGAGCGGAACCAGGAACGUGUCUCCUGGUGGAGCGGAACCAGGUGGAAGCAAGUGCUGGACACCGGCAGAACCAGGACGGAGCAAGUCUGAGAACUGGAGCAAAGGACUGCCGAACCGAACCGGGCCCUAGUCCCCCCAAAACAGAGCGGAGACAGGGAGCUGCUGCAUGCCAAGCGCUGAUCCGUCCCAUCGGCCACCAGCCGAAUCUAGUCACCGGCAACCGCCCUUAGGAUGAGGCUAAAAGUAGGGUUCCUUCUGCGGAGUGCGCUCGUGGUCGGGACGUUCCUGGGUCUACUUUUGUUAUGGUCGUCCCUGUCACCGAAGAACGAUGACGAAAGCCCAUUUGGAAAAAGGGAGGAGAGUGUUUUUGGCAAAGGAGACCCGGCGGGACAUUUUAAGCCUGUGGUGCCGUGGCCUCACGUGGAGGGAGUGGAGGUCGACCUCAACUCCAUCAGACUCAAGAAUGAAAAGGCUGACCAAGACCCCAACCACCAACUCAAUCAGAGACAGGUCAUUCAGAAGCAGUUUGUCACAUUCAAACCUCAGACUCAUCAGUACUCCAGUCCUGUUCUAAGGAAAGGUGUCCUUGGAAACUUUGAGCCCAAGGAACCUGAGCCUCAUGGGAUCCUCAACGGUCCUGGAGAGGGAGCCAAACCCUUGAUCCUGGGCCCAGAGUAUAAAGAGUCAGUUCAGGCCUCCAUCAAAGAAUUCGGCUUCAAUAUGGUUGCCAGCGAUAUGAUCUCAAUGGAUCGAACUAUCAGUGAUCUUCGCAACGACGAGUGUAAGUAUUGGCACUACGAUGACAGACUGCUAACAUCCAGUGUGGUGAUCGUCUUCCACAAUGAGGGCUGGUCCACCCUCAUGAGAACUGUCCACAGCGUCAUCAAGAGGACUCCCCCACAGUACCUGGCUGAGAUUGUUAUGAUUGAUGACUUCAGCAACAAAGUCCAUCUGAAAGAGCGUCUGGAAGAGUACAUCAAACAAUGGAAUGGUCUGGUCAAGCUCUUCAGAAAUGACAAGAGAGAAGGACUGAUACAGGCCAGAAGUAUUGGGGCCAAGAAGGCCACUAAAGGACAGGUUCUGAUUUACUUGGAUGCUCACUGUGAGGUUGGAAUCAACUGGUAUGCUCCCUUGAUUGCUCCAAUUUCAAAAGACAGGACAGUGUGUACAGUGCCACUCAUAGAUUAUAUAGACGGUAAUGUGUACACUAUGGAGCCUCAGCAGGGUGGAGAUGAGGAUGGCCUUGCUCGAGGAGCAUGGGACUGGAGCCUCCUCUGGAAGAGAGUUCCUCUCAGCCAGAAAGAGAAAUCUAAGAGACAACACACCACCCAGCCCUACCGAUCUCCAGCUAUGGCUGGGGGAUUGUUUGCCAUAGAGAGAGACUACUUCUUUGAACUGGGUCUCUAUGACCCUGGACUCCAGAUAUGGGGAGGAGAGAACUUUGAAAUCUCAUACAAGAUAUGGCAGUGUGGUGGUCAGCUGCUUUUUGUUCCAUGUUCCCGUGUUGGCCAUAUCUACAGACUUCAAGGCUGGCAGGGAAAUCCUCCACCUGCACAUGUUGGAUCUUCCCCUACUUUGAAGAACUAUGUCCGUGUGGUGGAAGUGUGGUGGGAUGAGUACAAAGACUUCUUCUAUGCUAGCCGUCCAGAGACUCUCACUCUUGCCUACGGAGAUAUCAGUGAUCUGAAGCGUUUCAGGGAGGAACAUCGAUGUAAGAGUUUCAAGUGGUUCAUGGAGGAAAUCGCGUAUGACAUUCCAUUGCAUUACCCUCUUCCUCCCAAAAAUGUCGAGUGGGGGGAGAUUCGUGGCUUGGAGACAAGCUACUGCAUUGACAGCAUGGGACACACCAAUGGAGGGAAUGUGGAAAUUGGUCCAUGCCACAGGAUGGGAGGUAACCAGUUGUUCCGCAUCAAUGAAGCCAACCAGCUGAUGCAGUAUGACCAGUGCCUGACCAGAGGAGACAACUCAGCAGUUAUUAUCACUCACUGUGACCGCAACCAGUAUACCGAGUGGAAGUACUUUAAGGAUCUCCAUCGAUUUACUCAUAUGCCGACAGGGAAAUGUCUGGACCGCUCUGACCUGCUCCAUAAGGUCUUCAUAUCAGACUGUGACACCAGCAAAACCACUCAGAAAUGGGAGAUGAACAAUAUAGUUGCUGUAUGAAGACUGCAAACUGUGACGUUUCCACACAGGAACUGUAGACGGACGUGCCAGGAAGUGCAGCCGUCCCUUAAAGAGGCUUUAGCAGGUGCUUUUAGCCCCCCCAAACAUGUUUGUCAGUUGUGGGUCAGUGUGGUACCGGGGUAUAACGAACACAAACGUGGAGGCAGAGACUAAAGCAGCUGGGGGGUUGAAUGAGCUGCUGGAUGAACAGACGCGCGUCUCUGGACUUUCAUGAUGUUUGAAUCGUUUCUUAAUCUCUUUUUUUUCUUUUGGGAUCUUAAGUUCUUGUUAAUUGGCUGCAUCAGUUCAGGAUAUAUGUCUUAAGGAUUUUUUUAAUAAUGUGAUCAUCUUACCAAAGAGGCCUCCUGAUAAGUGGGGAUUUUAUUGAUGGGUUUGUUGUCCUUAUGAAGGGCAGGAUGAUUGUUUUUUUCUGUUUGUUUUUUUAUAAGUUUGGCUUCCUUGACUAGAAAUGGAACAAAAAGUAAGUCAUAGAGCAAAGUAUAUGACAUUUCAACAAGACACUCCACUAUGUUUAAGAAAAGGCAGCUUUCUGGCCCAUACACUACUGCGUUUAGGUUAAUUCUUUUUUAACAACCUUCAAAUAAAAUCUUUUUUUUUUACUUCUGGUCCUUUUCCUGUAAAACAACAGACGUGACCCACUCCAGAAUCUUACUUGCCAAGAUGUUUCUAAAAUCUAAAAGUGUCCUAAUGCUUUUACAUUUUUUGAGCCAAACCAAGCAUUGCUUUCUGAUACAAAAUGUAACAAUUUGAAUGUGUUUUGGUGACAGUUGGUCUGAAAAUAAAGAAACCAAUAGUUCUUAUUAUGUUGGGAAAGACUCCAAGUCCAAAACGCCUGCUUAUUUUAUUUGUUGUUGUUGCCGGGUUCGGUGAAGAGGCUCUGGUGUUUUUGAUCACGUUUACAGUAUGUUGUACAACAUAAUUUAUUUCUGAAUAUUCUCAUGGUGAAAUAUAUGAAAGGCCAUCAAUGUAAAUAUCUAAUUUAUAGAAAAGAUUUAAUAUUAUUUCCAAGGAAAGGGUGAAAGAAGAAAUAAAAGUUUUUUGCUACUAA